Messenger RNA from Grammomys surdaster, 1248 nucleotides. It is a transcript of the gene Cimap2, whose product is annotated as lymphocyte expansion molecule. The record is from RefSeq and is a predicted model, not a curated record. Lineage: Eukaryota; Metazoa; Chordata; Mammalia; Rodentia; Muridae. The coding region runs from base 1 to 1248 and encodes 415 amino acids. The transcript is spliced from 10 exons.
AUGAGACCACGCACCCACGGCGCCUCCCGGCGCAACAUCAUGUCCACCAUCCCCAAGUGGUUCAAAGGGGCGCCCUUUGGGGUGCAGAGCCACAGGUUUGAUGUCUCCGCUGUUUAUCCCAACCAGAAGAAAUUCAGCACCUUCACAGAGGUCCCAUACUCCAGGCAUCAUUCUGUAGAACAGUCCCACAUAGGACCUGGGACCUAUAACUCCAAGGAUACCUGCUUCAGCAAGAAGUUUCUGGAACAGAAAUUGGGCUCAGGAUGGGCCCGGGCCCAAGAAGCUACUCGGCUGACCCAGCUACCUCACUUCCAGUACCAAGCCAUCAAGAAGGAAAAAGAGCAGCAGGUGCACAAGCGGGGGCCUGGCUCCUACAACAUCAAAGACUUCUUAACUGAGCUGCAGAAGAAACCACAGAGCAAACGGGGGUUGCUUAGCUCUGGGGAGACCCGCUUCCGAGGUCUCAUCGGGAACUAUUAUCCAGGCCCUGGAAAUUAUGGGAUAAAGGGGAAUCCAUACACACAGCUGGAGGAGAAGGCCUGGAACCGCUCACAUUCUGACGGCCUCAUGUGUAGAGUGUCCAACAAGCCACCACCCUUGUCUCAUCAGGGCAGUGGCCUGGGACCUGGGACCUACACCAUCAAGAGCGAUAUUGAGACCUUCGUGAAAAAAUCCACGGGUACUCGUGGUCCCUAUGACAUUUUCUCUGGUGAACGGAGCAAUCCUGUGCCCUACGGACAUUACUCUGUGCAGAAAAAGAAGCCCAAGGAACUGACGAAUUACAAGAGCUUUUUGGACGAACUGAACUCACAACACAAGAAGAAACAAGGGGUUUUCUCGAAAUAUCCCCGGGAUCCGAAACACCCCACAGAGAGAAUUUUCUGGACAACCCUUAGUCAGUGCCCCAAAAAUAUGGAUAUAGCUGGCCCUGGUUCUUGGCUUCCUCAUGAGACGGAACAGAAACAUGUCAACCGGCCACCAUUCCUCUUGGCCUCCAAGCGGUCUGGCCUAAAGGCCUACCAGAUGAUUUUGGGAACCUGGAAUCCCGUUGGCGUCGGCCGCUAUCUCAACACCACCCUGAUGGAGACCAUAGACCGAAGGCAGCGAUUCCGCUCUCUGUACAUGGGCGAACCCAAGCGCUACCUGCAGGACCUAAACCGAGACAGACUCAUGCAGGAACGGAUUACACCUUUUACGAAGGGCAAGUGCUCUCCAACUGUGGACUACAAUUCCGAUCCUACUCCUUAA